Messenger RNA from Cajanus cajan (pigeon pea), 4090 nucleotides. It is a transcript of the gene EMS1, whose product is annotated as Leucine-rich repeat transmembrane protein kinase. Gene Ontology annotation, biological process: protein phosphorylation. NCBI's taxonomy places the organism in Eukaryota, Viridiplantae, Streptophyta, Magnoliopsida, Fabales, Fabaceae. The record is from RefSeq and is a predicted model, not a curated record. Gene Ontology annotation, molecular function: ATP binding; protein kinase activity; receptor serine/threonine kinase binding.
CUCUCAUUUAAAAACGAAAACAAUGCGUGGCUUUCGUGCUUCACCUUCUUCUACUCAUUAGUCAUUAUCUGCAACGCCAUUUGCAUGCUAAACCAAUACAAACCUCAUCUUGCUCCCUAUCUCUCUGUCUUCUUCAAUGGCUCUACCUGUUAACCUCGUACUCUCGUACUUCCUCGUCCUCCACACACUCUCUGCCAUUGCAGACCAAACCUCCGACAACCUUUCCCUCCUUUCAUUCAAACAGGCUCUCCAAAACCCUCACGUCCUCACCGUCUGGCACCCCGCCACCCCGCACUGCCACUGGCUCGGCGUCACCUGCCAACUCGGCCGAGUCACCUCGCUCUCUCUUCCCUCUCGCAACCUCAGAGGAACACUCUCUCCCUCACUCUUCUCUCUUUCCUCGCUCUCUCUCCUCAACCUCCGCGACAACCACCUCUCCGGCGAGAUCCCCGCCGAGCUCGGGGGGUUGCUUCAGCUCCACACUCUCCGACUCGGCUCCAACUCGCUCGCCGGAAAAAUCCCGCCGGUGGUUGGUCACCUCACGAGCCUCCAAACUCUCGACCUCUCCGGGAACUCGCUCGCCGGAGAAGUGCCGGAGAGCGUCGGGAACUUGACCCGGCUUGAGUUUCUCGACCUGAGCAACAAUCUUUUAUCCGGUGCUCUUCCGGUGAGUCUGUUCGUCGGAGCAAAGUCUUUGAUUUCCAUUGAUAUCUCGAACAACUCGUUUUCCGGCGCGCUGCCGCCGGAAAUCGGGAAUUGGCGGAACCUCAGUGCCCUUUACGUGGGGAUUAACAAGCUGUCUGGGACAUUGCCGAGGGAAAUUGGGUUGCUUUCAAAACUUGAAAUUUUGUACUCCCCUUCCUGUUCCAUCGAGGGUCCUUUGCCUGAGGAAAUGGCGAAGCUGAAAUCGUUGACCAAGCUUGACCUUUCUUACAACCCCUUGAGGUGUUCGAUUCCGAGGUUCAUCGGGGAGUUGGAGAGUUUGGAAAUUUUGGACCUUGUGUUUUCCCAGCUUAAUGGGUCAGUGCCAGCUGAGCUUGGGAAUUGUAAGAAUCUGAGGUCUGUCAUGCUUUCUUUCAAUUCACUUUCUGGGUCACUGCCUGAGGAACUUUCUGAGCUUCCUAUGUUAACCUUUUCUGCUGAGAAGAAUCAGCUUCACGGGCCUUUGCCUUCUUGGCUAGGAAAGUGGGCCAAUGUUGAUUCUCUCUUGCUUUCUGCUAACCGUUUAUCUGGGGUGAUUCCUCCUGAGCUUGGGAACUGUUCUGUGAUGGAGCACCUCAGUUUGAGCAGCAAUUUGCUGACAGGUCCCAUUCCUUGGGAGCUUUGUAAUGCUGCCUCACUUUUGGAGGUUGAUCUUGAUGACAACUUCCUCUCUGGUACUAUCGACAAUGUUUUUGUUAAGUGUAAGAACCUUACUCAGUUGGUUUUGAUGAAUAAUCAAAUUGUUGGUUCUAUACCUGAGUACCUUUCUGAGCUUCCCUUGAUGGUGCUGGACCUUGAUUCUAACAAUUUUAGUGGGAAAAUACCUUCUGGUCUGUGGAAUUCUUCAACUCUGAUGGAAUUCUCUGCUGCUAAUAACCGUUUGGAGGGUUCUCUUCCUAUGGAGAUUGGGAAUGCGGUUAUGCUGGAGAGACUUGUUCUUAGCAAUAAUCGCCUGACAGGUGCUAUUCCUAAGGAAAUUGGAAGUCUCUUAAGCCUUUCAGUUCUUAAUUUGAAUGGGAAUAUGCUUGAAGGGAAUAUUCCAACUGAGCUUGGUGAUUGCACUUCCCUUACUACGCUGGACCUUGGAAACAAUCAGCUGAAUGGGUCUAUUCCUGAGAAACUGGUGGAACUGAGCCAGCUGCAGUGCCUAGUUCUUUCUCACAAUAAUCUGUCUGGGGCUGUUCCUGCCAAGAAAUCGUCGUAUUUUCGACAACUUAGCAUCCCUGACUUGAGCUUUGUUCAGCACCUUGGUGUGUUUGAUCUUUCAUAUAAUAGAUUGUCUGGCCCCAUACCUGAUGAACUUGGGAACUGUGUAGUGGUUGUGGAUCUCUUAGUCAGCAACAACAUGCUUUCUGGGAGCAUUCCCAAAUCACUCUCACGCUUGACGAAUCUUACAACUUUGGAUUUAUCUGGCAACUUGUUGUCGGGUUCCAUUCCACCAGAGCUUGGAGGUGCCCUCAAACUCCAGGGUUUGUAUCUGGGACAGAAUCAGCUAUCAGGUGCCAUCCCUGAAAGCUUCGGCAAGUUGAGUAGUUUGGUGAAGCUGAAUUUGACAGGAAAUAAGCUUUCUGGACCAAUUCCGGUUAGUUUUGGGAACAUGAAGGGGUUGACUCACUUGGACUUGAGCUGUAAUGAGCUCAGUGGCGAGCUUCCAUCCUCUCUUUCAGGAGUGCAAAGCCUUGUUGGGCUUUACGUGCAGAAUAAUAAGCUUUCUGGCCAAGUGGGGGACCUCUUCUCAAACCCCAUGACAUGGAGGAUUGAGACAGUGAAUUUAAGUGUUAAUUUCUUCAAUGGGAACUUGCCGCCAUCUUUGGGAAAUCUUUCUUACUUGACAAAUUUGGAUCUUCAUCGAAAUAUGUUGACAGGAGAGAUUCCUUUAGACCUCGGGGAUCUAAUGCAACUGGAGUAUUUUGAUGUUUCAGGUAAUCAGCUAUCUGGAAGGAUUCCAGACAAGUUAUGCAGCCUAGUUAAUCUGAAAUACCUAGAUUUUUCUCAAAACAGGUUGGAAGGGCCCAUACCAAAAAAUGGUAUUUGCCAGAACCUAUCCAGAGUUAGACUUGUGGGGAACAAAAACCUUUGUGGCCAGAUGUUGGGUAUAAAUUGUCAGGCUAGUGGCAUUGGCAGAUCAGCAUUGGAUAAUGCAUGGAGGCUAGCUGGAAUUGCCGUUGCACUCACAUUACUAACUCUAAGCAUUGCUUUUGUUCUACAUAGAUGGAUUACCAAGAGGCAAAGUGAUCCUGAGGAGUUUGAGGAGCGCAAACUGAACAGUUAUGUGGAUCACAAUCUUUAUUUCUUAAGCAGCAGCAGAUCAAAGGAACCUCUGAGUAUCAAUGUUGCAAUGUUUGAGCAGCCUCUCCUGAAAUUAACUUUGGUGAACAUCCUUGAAGCUACUGACAACUUCAGCAAGGCAAACAUAAUUGGAGAUGGAGGUUUUGGAACUGUGUACAAGGCCACUUUACCUAAUGGAAAAACAGUGGCUGUGAAGAAGCUUAGCGAGGCUAAAACGCAGGGUCACCGCGAGUUCAUGGCUGAAAUGGAAACCUUAGGCAAGGUGAAGCAUCAAAAUCUCGUGGCACUGCUUGGAUAUUGCUCAAUAGGUGAGGAGAAACUCCUUGUUUAUGAAUACAUGGUAAAUGGGAGCUUAGAUCUUUGGUUGAGGAAUAAGACUGGGGCCCUUGAAAUCCUUGACUGGAACAAACGUUACAAAAUUGCAACUGGCGCAGCUCGAGGAUUGGCUUUCCUUCAUCAUGGUUUCAUACCCCACAUCAUUCAUAGGGAUGUUAAAGCCAGCAACAUCUUACUGAAUGAAGACUUUGAGCCAAAGGUUGCAGACUUUGGACUGGCAAGACUGAUCAGUGCUUGUGAGACUCAUAUCACCACUGAUAUUGCUGGAACGUUUGGUUACAUUCCACCAGAGUAUGGGCAGAGUGGGAGAUCCACAACAAGAGGAGAUGUCUACAGUUUCGGUGUCAUUUUACUUGAACUUGUGACUGGUAAAGAGCCAACAGGACCAGAUUUUAAGGAGAUCGAAGGUGGUAACUUAGUUGGAUGGGUUAGUCAGAAGAUCAAGAAGGGGCAGGCUGCUGAUGUUCUUGAUCCAACAGUUCUUGAUGCUGACUCAAAGCAGAUGAUGCUUCAAAUGCUGCAAAUUGCUUGUGUGUGCAUAUCUGAUAAUCCUGCAAGCAGGCCUAACAUGCUUCAAGUGCACAAAUUCUUGAAGGGGAUCAGGGGAGAGUAGUUUCAUAGCUUAAGUCAUUAGGAGCUGAUAUGAUAUUUCCAGUAGUAACAAUUAACUGCAAUCUUUUCUAACAGGAGUUUAGUACAUCAGCAAUCUAAUUGCAUUUGUAUGUAGACUAUGCUUUAUCAAUAUAUAUAAAAGUUCUUAUUU